GUUGCAUUUUCAUCCACCAUAAAACCCCUCUCUCUCUCUCUCUCUCUGGCUCGCAUAUAUGUAGGUGUGGUAGCACUAACUCGCCAGUUCGACUCAUUUUUCAACUCACUUGCUUUGCUAUCUCUCCCACUUCCUUAUGGCUAGUAACCCCAACGAGGCUCCCGCCGAUGGUUUCCUCGACCAAAUCCUUGGGCUGCCACAAUUUGCGCAUACUGACACGGGCUUAGCGGGAUCCGACGGUGGCUUGGCUGGAGCGCCAAUGUUUCUGCACCUCAACUCCGCUGAUGGAGCAGGCCAUCUCGGACGAAUCGGCGGCGGUGGAGGCGGUGCCUUUCACGGACAGGUUUUUCCGUUGGGAUUAAGCUUGGAGCAAGGCGAAGGCGGGUUUUUGAAGCAAGAGGAAGCUUCCGGUCGCGGCAAGCGCUUCCGCGAGGGGGUGGUUGAUGGCAGAACUGCUUCUGUAAAAAACGUUUUCCAUGGGCAGCCAAUGGCAGGAGCAGUUGCUGCAGCAGCAGCACAUCCACCGGCCAUGCGUCCAAGAGUGCGCGCUAGAAGAGGACAGGCCACGGAUCCACACAGCAUUGCUGAACGGUUGCGGAGGGAGAGAAUUGCUGAAAGAAUCAGGGGGUUGCAGGAACUUGUUCCUAGUGUUAACAAGACUGAUAGAGCAGCGAUGCUUGAUGAAAUUGUAGAUUAUGUGAAGUUCCUGAGGCUCCAAGUCAAGGUUUUGACCAUGAGUAGGUUGGGGGGAGCUGCUGCAGUGGCACCCUUUGUGAUAGACAUCCCACUAUCCUCAAUUGAGGAUGAAAGAGGUGAGAGUGGAAGAAGCCAACCAGCAUGGGAGAAGUGGUCAAAUGAUGGCACAGAGCGACAUGUAGCUAAACUCAUGGAAGAAAAUGUUGGAGCUGCCAUGCAAUUCCUUCAAUCAAAGGCUCUUUGUAUCAUGCCUGUCUCACUGGCCAAGGCCAUUUACCACACACAACCACCAGAUACUUCUUCCUCUAUUGUUAAGCCUGAAACAGAUCCCACUUCAUAAACCUGAGAAAAAAACAAAAGAAAAAGGUAAGCAUAGGGAUCCCCACAUUUUAUUUGUCAGAUUCUAACUCCCCUAACAAAAAUAAGUUGUGUUGUGGGUUCAAAUUGCAAUCAAAGUCAGAUGCCAAUAGCUCUUGCCUUUUUGCCUUUCUUUUCAACUUUUCUUUUUUGGGGGGUCAAAACAGGGUCUAAUGUCAAUCCCUUAAGAAAAUACAAGCAGGCCCUUAUAUGGUCAAAGCUCACUGGCUAUGUCUUCUUUUUUGUAUCAAAAUGGUGAGGGGUAGUGGAUGAUGAUGGAAGCACUUUCCUAGUGUGGCUCUGAUUUUUGGUUGGCCAUUUCAAAAAUGCUUCUUACAAUGGUCCAACUUAUACUUGAUGGUGCUUUUCCAGAAUGUAAUUUGACUUCCUUUUUAAUUUCUACAUAACCAUAAUUGGACGUGGGGAAAAA
This is a messenger RNA of Gossypium raimondii (Peruvian cotton), 1483 nucleotides long. Its product is annotated as transcription factor UNE12. The transcript is spliced from 6 exons. Gene Ontology annotation, molecular function: RNA polymerase II cis-regulatory region sequence-specific DNA binding; protein dimerization activity; DNA-binding transcription factor activity, RNA polymerase II-specific. The record is from RefSeq and is a predicted model, not a curated record. NCBI's taxonomy places the organism in Eukaryota, Viridiplantae, Streptophyta, Magnoliopsida, Malvales, Malvaceae. The coding region runs from base 137 to 1036 and encodes 299 amino acids. Gene Ontology annotation, cellular component: nucleus. Gene Ontology annotation, biological process: regulation of transcription by RNA polymerase II.